This is a messenger RNA of Pichia kudriavzevii, 705 nucleotides long. RefSeq lists its product as uncharacterized. Gene Ontology annotation, cellular component: mitochondrion. NCBI's taxonomy places the organism in Eukaryota, Fungi, Ascomycota, Pichiomycetes, Pichiales, Pichiaceae. The transcript has a single exon. Bases 1 to 705 code for a protein of 234 amino acids. The record is from RefSeq and is a predicted model, not a curated record. Gene Ontology annotation, molecular function: GTP binding.
AUGAUGGAGACAAUCAACAAGUUAUUAUGGCGAGGAAUGAAGAUAAGUCGGAGAGAUCUACAAAGGGCAGAAGGGUUUUUUCUAAAAGCUCAUGUACGUCAUGAGGCUAGUAUUUAUACUGUUGAUCAAAUGAAGGGGCUCGAUUUAAAGGUUCCAGAAUGGAUGUUUGUAGGACGAUGUAAUACUGGGAAGUCGACAUUAAUCAAUAGCCUACUUGGGGAAGAUCUUGCAAGGGUGAAGGCCGUUGCCGGGUACACUCCUUGUAUCAAUGUGUACAAUGUUGGAGGGGUAUUACGGAUUGUGGACACCCCCGGUUAUGGGGUUAAGGGCCGAGCAUGGCAGGGGGAGUUAGUUGAGCAAUGGCUUCAAAGGGGGGAGGUUUUGGGGGCAAAUGUUAUUGUGGAUUCUCGACGGGGUCCAUUGGAAUGUGAUGAGGCCGUUGUAUCUAUGCUAGAGAGAAGUGGUGUUGGAUGGGAUGGUGUCCUUAGUAAGGGCGACGUUAUUAAUGAUCAAAGAGUGAGGGAGGUUAUUAAGGAAGUUGAUGAGUUUCCUAGCAAAUUUGGAAAAUGGCUCUGUCUUGAUGGACGAGACGGCAAGUUAGGAGGUGGUGUCUCACGAUUACGAUAUCGUGUUUUGGAGACGUGUUUUGGAGACGUGUUGUUGCAUCCUAAGGUUAUAAAGAAGGGAGGUUUUAAUUGUCGUUAG